AUGGCUCUUCCGCGGGGACAUGAGCCUUACGUAAGAGGGGCGGCGCGCGAGGGGCUGGAAUGCCUGGGCGUGAGCAUGGCCGAUUGGUUCCCUCUGGCGUCGCGCUGUGCUCCUGGCGGCGGCGGCGGGGCGGGGACAUCAACGGGCGGAAUGGAGAGAUACAAGAACAUGCGAAUGUGGCUUAGGAACAUGCCUGGAUUCUGUAGGCGUACCGCAAGCGGUGAUGGCGGCGAGCGCACGGCCGCAAUGGUGGCUGUGGCGCGUGGCCCUUGCGGCCGCCGCGCCAGCCUCUGCUUCGCCGUCAUUCCCGAGGGCGACUCGCCGGCCCGCGCCCUGCCCAGUGCUGCCCGAGGGGCGGGCGGGCCGGGCACGGGCGCCUCGUGCCCCAGUGCAUGUCGGUGCCGCCCGCCGCGCCUGGUGGUGUGCCGGGCGGCCGCGGGCGACGUGCAGCCGCCCCUUCCGCCGCGUGACACGGAGUCGCUGGUGCUGGAGGGCUACGCGUCCGUGCCGGCGCACCUCCUGUCCCGGCUGCCCCACCUGCGCCACCUGCGGGUCAGCCACGGCCGCCUGCGGAGCCUGGACCUCCCGUCACUGCCGCAGCUGGAGACGCUGGACGUGUCGCACAGCGGCGUGAUGACCCUGAGCCGCAGACCUGCAGGGGCUGCGGCGCCUGCGGUGCUGGACCUGCGGGGCAACCCGCUGCACCGCGUGGCGCGCGACGCCCUGGUCGGCCUCGACGCCCUCGUGCAUCUCGACAUCUCCGGCAGCCAGGUGGUAGAGCUGCACAGCCAGUGGCUGCGCGACGCGCCCGCCCUCCGCCUGCUCAAUGUGAGCCACGCGCGCGUCUCGGAGCUGCCGCGGCUGCACGGCCGCAGCCUGGCCGUGGUCGACGCGUCGCACAACUUCCUGGUGGCGCUGCCGGAUGGGCUGGUGGUGUCGGCGGCCGUGGAGGAGCUGCACCUGCACCACAACCCGCUGCAGCAGGUGCAUCUGGCCGCCCUGGAGCACGCCGCCGCCCUGCGCUCGCUCGACCUCAGCCACACCGACGUGGUCAACAUAGACGAGUUCGUGUUCGCGCAGAUGCCACGGCUUCAGCACCUCAGCCUGGCCGACAACGCCCGGCUGGUUCGCGUCGAGCACGGCGCCUUCACGGGCCUGCACGCCCUGCGCUCCCUUAGCCUGGCCAACAGCCCCAGCCUCCAGGAGAUCGAGGAGGUGGCCUUCGAGGGCCUGCCCAAACUGGAGCUGCUCGACUUGCGCAACUCGUCCCUCUCGGUGCUCCCCCUGUCCCUGCGGCAGGUGGCCAACCACAGUGCGGUGCUGCUGGCCGGCACGCGCCUGCGCUGCGACUGCCACCACCACUGGCUGCCGCAGGUGCUCAGCGCCAGCGACGUCUCCCGCUGGAGCGGCGUGGCGCCCCUGCAGUGCACGGACGGCACGGCGCGCUCCGGUGCCCAGCUGGCCGCGCACCUGGAGGCGCUGGCGUGCCGUGCACCGACCGCCGCCGAGGCCCCGAACCCGUGGCGCCGCGUGAAGGGCGACCAGAGCGCCCUGCUGGAGUGCAACGUGACCGCGCACCCGCCGGCGGCCGUCCUGUGGCUCUCCGCCUCCAAGCAAGUCUUCCGUCACAAGGACAGCAGCGGCGACAGCGAAGGCUGGCUGUCGCACCACCUGCGCGGGCUCGAGGCAGCCGCCGUCACGUCCGACCCGCACAUGGAGGUGCUGCCCUCGGGCCACUUGCUCAUCAGGAACGUCAGCCGCGCCGACGUGGGCCGCUACAAGUGCUUCGCCUACAACAGCGUCAGCAACACGUCCGUGGUCGUGUUCCUCGGCCUCGACGACCAGCCCCUCAGGAACCUUUACACGGAGUCUCUCCUGUUCGGCUUCGCCUGCGCCACGCUCUUCCUGCUCAUCACCCUCCUCGUCCAGCUCAUCAACUACCUCAUGGACAGGUUGGGCUGGCAGUGCUGCUGGUCCUGCUGCUGCUGCAAGGACAGGCUCUCCCCCAAGGCACGCCAGAUCAGGAAGCUGCUCGAGAGCGUCGAGUCCUACAAGAGCCAACAGCUGGAGCGUCUGCGCGAAAACUAUAAUGCUCAGGUGGUGAGCAUCAAGGAGAGCUGCUACCUGCAAAUGGAGCGCAUCAGGGAGAGCUACGGAGGCCAGACCAAGCAUCUCAAGGACCUGAGGGACUACAGCACCCAGGGCCUCACCACCGUCAAGGACCAAUACCUCGAACAGCUGAACAAUAUCCGCGACUACUCGGUGUCUCAGAUGAACCGCGUGCGGGAGAACUACGUGUUCCAGCGCCACCGCAUCCGCAAGUUCAGCGCGCACCAGCUGCUGCGGCUGCGGGAGACCUACAAGUACCAGCAGAAGACCCUCAACAAGAUUCUCGAGAACCUACCCGACCUCUACCUCCAGAACUGCCGCACGGGGGGCUGCCAGCGCACCGACUCCAUCCUGUUCGACGACGCCCUCCACGGCAUCGACGCCUACUACAAGGUGGACUUCUUCGACACGCAGAGCCACGGCUCCGACUACUACACGCCCGCCCAGCACGCUCACGCGCUCCUUCCGCUCCUCCAAGGGCCAGGACAACAAGCGCCACUCCAGGAACUCCUCCAACACCUCCUGGACUUCGUGGAGGCCCAGCCGUGGAUCCGACGCGACUCCCUCAGCGUCGCCGGCAGCAGCCCCGCGCACAGCCACCCGCCGCCCGUGAGCGUCCGCAGCCACAACCGCAGCCUGAGCGUGGCUACGCCCACCUCCUACGCCCCAGACCCAGUGCGGGUGCACAAGCGCAGCCUCAGCGCCACUCACCCGUACCACAGGGUGGCCCCGGCGCCCGAGGGAAGGGGCGUGCCGGCCAGAAUAACCCUGCGGGAGGAGGCCAGCGACUACGACCUCGCCACGCCGCCCACGUCGCCCAGCUCCCUGCCCUCCACGCCCACCAGCAUGGCGCGGCAGAGGCUCGUCAUCGCGGAGGAGGCUCCCCGGGCGCAGAUGCAGGCCCCGCCCCCGGAAGCAGGCGUCCCCAAGGAGGCUAGUGGGGGUGAAAGAGGGCCGGCGAGCGCAGGGGAAGCGAGCGAGCGACCUGCUGCUGGGGAGGAGGCCGAGAGCCCCAGCCAAGGGCACGACCAGGACGACGAGCUCCUCGUGGCCGUCGUGGACGACUCCGCCAGCCACGCGUCCACCGCUUAUGAAACAUCCCUUUAGGCAUUUCCAGUGCCACUAACUUGCCAUUAUAAUCAGUCAAUUAGUGCUAGACACUUCAGAAGUCCGUCAAAAAGUGAUGUGUUAAAAAAAAUCCCCGCCAGAUGGUUCAGUGCAAGUGGAAUCGUCGAGUGGAAGUGAGGCCACCGAGCCUGAAAAUCCGAGUGCUUGCAAUAACAACGGAGGCAGUGAGAAUUGUGACUUGUAUAACAUUAAGGACAAAAUUCCGGUGUGAGGAAUGAAAAAAGCUAGUGAAACCUCUGGUGCCAACGUUGAGUGCCAGUAGACAACCACAUAGGCCCUGUUCUUGUGGACGGAAGGCGGCGCAGAGGCGAGCGAGGUGAGGUGAAACUCCCGUGCUUUGAUGACCCUGCAGGGGGCCCUCCAUCCAACCCCGAGCCAGUCUGCAUAACCCGCCUCGAAGAGAUCCAAGCCUGCGCCGCUCACAAUCCUAGGCAACAAGCCUGGAGCCGCGUGGCGAGAAGGUGGGUCCCCCUUGUCUGAGGUGAGCCCCGCAAAGGAGAGGUGGAGGUCAGGGCCUCUCCGCCCUGGGCUUCAGCUAUGCCUCCUCCUUCCUAUGUAGUUGUCUGACUGCCUCUUAAACGUGUCAUAGCUUCAUCCUAAAUAUCAUAAGUCAUAUAUUUUCAGGUUAGUGCCAUAUGCAAGGAACCAAUGACCAUCACAUAUUAUUUUUUAGGGUUGUUGUUUGCAUAGUUAAAGAAUAUAAGUUCAAGUAGAAA
Penaeus vannamei (Pacific white shrimp) is the source of this 3953-nucleotide messenger RNA. The record is from RefSeq and is a predicted model, not a curated record. Lineage: Eukaryota; Metazoa; Arthropoda; Malacostraca; Decapoda; Penaeidae.